Molecule: messenger RNA, 8217 nt
Organism: Besnoitia besnoiti
Lineage: Eukaryota; Apicomplexa; Conoidasida; Eucoccidiorida; Sarcocystidae
Product: elongation factor Tu GTP binding domain-containing protein
Exons: 12
Coding region: 1-8217 (2738 amino acids)
Molecular function (GO): GTPase activity; translation initiation factor activity; GTP binding
Source: RefSeq, a predicted model, not a curated record
AUGCUGACAGGGCGGUGCCCUGGCGCGCCCUUACUUAGGCGGGCAGCGUCUGCUCUUCCACGCGCCUGGGAGGCAAGAGGGCGUGGUCUUUUCCCCUUUUCACCCAAUCCUGCGUCGUAUCCAUCUUCUCCUUCUGCUCGUCGUUGCCCUCCCCUCGCCUCUGUCUUUUCUUCUCCUAUUUCCUCCGGCGUGCAAGCGCGUGCCGCGCCCGCUGCCUCUUCCUCCUCUUCGCUGCGUGCGACGGAGGAUGCGCCUUCUCCAGUUGUCCUGCCCCCCUCUCCACCGUGCGCAGGGGGGCGUCACGCCAUCAACCCUCCAGGGACACCGGGCUCGCCGCUGUCUGGGAUGCCGCGCCCCAUGACUCUCUUCUCAGCUGCCUCGACUUCACCCUCGCGCCGGGCAGCUGUAUGCACUUCCCUUGCACAGUCGUUUAUCUGUCGCUUUCUUUCGUCGUCUUUGUCACUCAGAGUCAAGGGGGCCUCCACGCACAUGUCGUCAGGUUUUCUUUCCCAUUCUGCUUCGCAGUCGUUGUCUUCACCGCGCGUGUCGCCCUCCGCCGCCCGCGACGCCUUGUUUCCGUCGUCAGCCUCUCUGUUUCCUCUGGCGCCUCCGACUGCUGCGCACUCUCGAGACCCCGAACGCGCCGCCGCCGCGUCUGUUGCAGCGAUUGUGUCGGGGUCCGCUGCCAGGAAGUCUUCCCGCGCCUCGCUCGCCCCAGUGUCCUCUUCGCCGUCACUGGCUACCUCUGCCAGCUCGCCAUCGUUUCCUUCGUCCGCGCCUCCGAGUCCGUCUGCUCACUUUCUCUCGGCACGCGUGCGCGCAGGUCGUUCAGAAAAAGCCUCUGAGUCUGUGAAUGCGCAUGCCGGGACUGCAAACGGCCAUCGUCAAGCGCACCCGUCGCGACCGGUCUCCCCCUCUUCGCUCCCUUCCCCUCCUGGCGCAGCUGUGCCUCCGUCUCUCUCUGGGCGCUCUCCGUCUCACGCGUCCUCCCUUCAUCGACGCGCGCCUGCCGCCGCCGCCGCCCAUCGCGCCGUGACGCCGCCGGCGUUCGCGUCCGCGUCCUCCUCCUCAGCCACCGCCUCCGCCGCCCUGCUUCCUUCGCCCGUGGUGGCACGGCCCCGGUCUCUGCAGAGACCGCGGAUCGUCUCCUCGCAUGCAGAGUGGGAGUGGCGGAGGCUCGAGCGAGAGCGGGCGAUGCAGAGCGCCAGGGCGUGGGAGUCUCGACGUGGAGACUCCGACGCGGAGAGCGGCGCUUCGCCCGCUUUCGGCGCAGGAGCUCUCGAUGCGCCUCGCAGAGGCGCCCGCAGAGCCGCGGGGAAGGCGGCGCCGCAGGCGGCGCCGCAGGCGCCGCCGCAGGCGCACGCAGAUUUCUCGGACGCUGUGAACGCGACGACGCAUGCAGGAAGGCGCGCGCCAAGUGAACAGGCUGAGAGCCUGCGGCGAGGCUGCGAGGGCGUUGCCCAGAACGCGGGGGGGGACCGAGACAAGAAUGGAAUAGGAGCUGAAAGCAGCGGAGAGGAAGGCGAGGGAAAAGCGCGCCCCAAGAGUUUGACAAGCGUGGCUGCGCGACGGUGGAGGGCAUUCCUUUCUGUCUUCUCAUUCUCUCAGGCCCCACCUGCGGCACCUUCCACAGGAUCCUCUGUCGGCUCACAGCUUGCGUCGUCGCGUCCCGGUCCCGCUUUGGCUCCUGCCGCAGACUCUGUGCCUUCUCCGAGAGGCUUUCGGCUGCGUCACGGCCGAGAGCCUUCUGCAGCGUCGUCCUCGUCUUCACACGUGCAUGGCGCGGAAGAAACGGAACUGCAGAGAAGUUCUUGGUGGACUCGCACGCGCCGCUCUGUCCGUUCGGUCAAGUCCCUUUGCUCCAGACCUGCGGCGGCGACGGGCGUCGAGGCGCCCGCAGCAGCCGAGACAGCCUCCCCCUCACGAGUGAGCACAGAACAGCCUUCUCUUCUUUCUGGCUCUCACGCGCCUCGAUCCUCUGCGUGUCCGUCUUCUCUGUCGGCUGCUUCCUCGAACUCCGCCACACCGUCCUCGUCGGACUGUCGCGAGCCAUGGGAGGCGCCUGCUGGUCCUGCCUCUGCUCGUUUUCCGUCCUUUGCAGUUUCUUUCUCAGCUCUGUUUCCUCUCUGGUUUUCCGCGCUCUCCCACGCCUGGGCUGCCUGGCUCUCGUGUGUGGCGUCUGCGUUCCGCGCGCUCGCAGCGGCGUGGCGCCGUGUCAUUUCCACUUCUCCGGUGGCGCGUGCGGGGAGUCCACAGGGACGCGCUGCGGCGGAGAGCCAGGACGAGCACGAGCAGUCAGAUGCUCAGAAGGAGCGGGUUACGGCGUUGCUCGAAGAAGCUCGUCUGGCGGCCGCGCGGCGCGCCGAGGAGGCUGAACGCGCUGCGGCGCUGCGGGCUGCUCAGCACCUGCAGCAGUGGGCGAGGCCGCCCAGUCGGACUUUCCGCGAAAUUCGCUGCCGGCUCUUGAGGCAAGCGGGCGGGGCGGCGGACCCCGGCGGGAGACUCGAACUGGACAGCGUGCGCGAGUUAGAGACGCAGCAGAUCGUCUUGGCCCUCGCGGCCGCGCAUAGGGCGGCGAGGAACCGCCCGAGACGCCAAGAAGGCGAGGCGAGUGAGACAGUCGAGGCGAAGAAACUCGGUCAAGCUGACCUGAGCCAGGCGACUUUGAAGACGAAGGCCGGGGACGCGCCAACGAAAGACGGAGACGGGGAAGUCCGUCGCGCAGGCGGCGAGCAAUCUGGAGGCGUGGCGAUGAGGCACACGGCUGCGGGCGAGGCGCCUCGCACAACCGCUGAGGAAACAGAUGCUGCGGAAAAGGAGACACGUGAAGGGCGGCUGAGUGCAGAGGAGAACGCAGCGAAUGCCGGCGCUCUCGAACAUGAGCGAGUGGGAGCGAAAACCGCAACAGCACUUCAAGGCGCGAUUUCCAGCGACGCAAACGCAUCUGAAGGUGCGGACUACGAGCACAGCGGUAAGGAGAUGUCUGAACUGAGCUUGCGCGGCGGCCUCAGGGCAACCGACUCAGAAGUGAAACAGAGCGUCAGUCGGGAGACUGGCGCACAAGCCGCCGCUGAGGCACCUCCUGCGCCUGCGCUGGACGAGACGGCUCCUUCCGCCGGCUCAGCAGAGACGCAGCUUGCGCCAGACGAGAGUGUGAGCGGCGUUGAAGAGCGGCUUGAAGCAUCCGAAACGCACAAGAAAGGAGGAGAGCCUCUCGCCUCAGACGAUGCGAUCCAGGGGGCUUCAGGCCGCGACGACGAGAGGAAGUCUACGAGGGAGAUCCAAAACGAGCAGGUGACAGAAGGAGCAGACAACGGCGGCCUGCUCUUACCAGCUGCACUGCGCCUAAAGCCGGGUCAGAUUCUAUAUGAAGCUGCCCCGAAGUCCGACGUUGCGGAGGCGCUCUCGUCCCCGCUGCCGUCUCUGGAUGAGUGGAUUCGGCGGUCGUCGCUGUCUCAACAGGAGGGAUGCUGGAACAGCCAGCAGGAAGCGGCCACAACAGCAGGCAUUCCCGGUCUGCCGGGCGCGUCUCUUGCGCCAGCAUUCCUAGCCGCCGCGCGGCAGCGGCUCGGUUCCUUUCACGCAGCGGCCGCAGCUGCGAAGCAAGAAGCCGUGAAGGCCCGCCAGGCGGCAGCCGCUGCUGCAGCCGAGGCCUUGACGCUUUCGGUUCAGGCUGAGCCUGCGGAGUCAAGCGCGCUCGGCCGUUCGAGCGAAAGCGGCACAGAAGAUGAUAUCUCUGCUGUUCACGCCCCGCUGCUUCCGGCGUCGAAUCAGAUCAGCGGCUCGCCAGGAUGCCUCUCAGAGUACGGCACUGAGGCUGCCGCAGGCCAAGACCCAAGGGAGGCCUCCUCUGGAACAGCCGGGGUAGGCGGGCACGCCCCGCUCGCGCGGAGGCGCGUGUCCUCGGCACCCGCGACGCUGUCGCCCUCGGAGGCGAUGGACCUGGCGAAUGAAAGGGCCGCCGCUGCAGCGGCAGCGGAGGCGCGAGCCUAUGCUGCGAAGAAGGCGUUUUUCGUCGAGGAAGCGGCUUUCCGGGCUCAUCUGAUGGAGCAGCAGAAGCACCUUGCUUUGAGGGUCCCGCCACCGCCCGAGAAGGUGCAGAACCAGUUGGAAGACGAAAGAGCGCGGUUCGAUGCUGCGCGGCACGGGGCGACACCAGGGACGCGGAAUGGAGAGCCCCGCGCGGAGGGGAAAUCAUCGGGCGUCCUGGCGAAGGUUCUGGGUCAUGUGGAGCCGUCAGAGUCGUUUUCGGCUAACGAGGGAGGGAGGCAGGCCUGGAACGACCUUGCAUUUCCCACAGUCUCGCUCGAUGGACAGACUGCCCGUGUGCAACGGAGUGCUUGGGGACCUUACCCUUCGACGCCAGACACUCCCGUCUUUCCGCUGGCAGCCCCCCCGGGCUCCCGGUGGGGCGCAGCGGCUCCAGAUUUGCGGCUGACGGCUUGUCCUGCCUCCGCAGGGCUCCAGCGACCGGGAGACGAAUUUGCAGGUGGCCCUGCUAAGCCUGGACAGUGGGGCGGAGAGCCGCGCCCGACGCCUGUAAACAGCGCGUGGAGGGCGGCGCCGCAUACUGGGACAGGCCCAGGUGGCCGCUUCCCCUUCGCUGUUCGACCUCCGCCGCUUGGCGCUCCACAGGCUCCUGCGUCCGCCAGCCCGCUCUCGCCACUGGGCGGCCUCAUGUGGGACCCCCGCGCGCCGGACAUUCGCUGGCUCAAGCAGCUGUACGGAGAGAUCCACGCAGUCAAGGAGGUGACCAAAUUUUAUCGAGGCGGUCGCGGCCUCAGCUGCGUCGAGGAGAGCAAGAGGGCACUCGGGCUUAUUCUGAUGAGCCUCAACGUCGAAGUCUCCAUGCUGCAGUCGGAAGUCAACAAGGUGGUGACGCAUGUGAGACCGGCAGUGACGAGCUGGGAGCAAGUUUUUUCAGCGGCUACGCGGAUGAUACAGUUCUUUGCCCAUGACACGCGCUUCGGGAAAGACCGCUGCCUGGUUGUCGUCAGAGAAGCAGGUGGCAUCAUAGACGAUCCGAGGAUGAGCCAGGCAACAGCUUCCAGCGGCUCUCUCGCAGAAGGCGAAGGCAGUCAACCCAGCUCAAAGUCCCGCUUGAAGGACACCCCAGACAACGCGAAUUCGGCCUCAUCGAAGGCCGCAGAACUUUCGGAGGCGCCAGCCUCGAGUUCUCCGCCUUCCACGCCCUCGUCGGCGUUGCCCAGCGGCAGUUCGUCCAUAUCGCUUCCCCAGGCGCCUCCACACUUGCACCUGUCACUGCAAGAGCCAGCGACGCGAAUGGAGGCCUUGCUGGUUCACUUCGACGUCGUCGGGCGGUUGCCUCCCGUUCUGCUUCCGGGCCAGGUGGAGCCGAUCGCGGUCAAAGCCUUCUUCAGCGUCCCUCGGUUCCUCAAUGUACUUCGUAGGGAUAUUUAUACAUUGAACUGCGUCAUGCAUGCCUUGAAGCGGGAGAACGUGUGCACGUUGGAUGACGGAUCCUCGAUUUCGCUGUGGGAUCCGUUUGCAGGAGUGUCGCGUCGCCCGUCGCAGGAGAGGCGGAUGGCGGGAGAGAGGACUGGGAAAGCCCAGCCAACGAAAAAGGGGUCCAGGCCGCCGGAGGCGAAGGCCUUGGAAGAGCCUUCCGCACAAGAGAAGAACCUGGCGCUGGCGAAAGAAAAGGAGAUGGAAGAGGAUGCAGCCCAACAACAGAGCACUACCCCUCCGGAAAGAAAACAGGCCGACACGACUGCGUUGCUGCUUCAGUCCAUGCAGCGUCAGCAAGAGGAGAGACGCCUUGCAGACCUCGAAUCCUUUUCAGAGGCUUCAAGCGAAACAACAGCCUCUCAGCACUGGUCGCGCUCUGGCACGCCCUCCGGAGUGUCGUCGCCUGAUGAUGCCUCUGCGGUCUGGCUAGCAGAGGCGUCCACGGAGCAGCUCCAAGGCACGUCUGCGUUGAGCUGGGUGGAGCGGCAAACCCGCACAAGAAAACUGGAGAGCAAGAAGAAACAAGGCGAAACACAGCGGUCUCCAAGGGAAGGCCAGGAGAAACACGCCCUUCACGUCAACGACUUGACAAUUGAAACCUUGGCGCGGCACCUAAAUGUCCCUGAUGCAGAAGUCCUAGGAGUCGCCGCGUUGCUUCUCGAGGGAACGCCCGGAAGAGGAACAGUGACGCUGACCACGAGACUCGAUGAAGACGAAGCGGAAUUCCUCAGCGACGAGCUAGGAAAGCUUCACUGCCUACGCCUGACGCGCGGCGAAGCGCAUGAAGAACGAGGAGACUACAGAGCUCCUGCUGUUGUAGCUGUUCUUGGGCACGUCGACCAUGGGAAAACUACACUUCUAGAUAAGCUUCGAAGCACCCAUGUGGCGGAGUCCGAGGCCGGAGGCAUUACUCAGGCCGUUUCUUCAGGCAGCCUUCUCCUGCCCUCUCAGAACCAGCGACUGACAUUUAUCGAUACGCCAGGUCAUGCAGCUUUCGCUUCCAUGAGGAAGCGGGGAGCAGCUGCAACGGAUCUGUGCGUUCUCGUCGUCGCAGCUGAUGAGGGUGUAAAGGCGCAGACACUGGAGUGCCUGGAAAUUAUUCGAAAAGCUGGCACGCCGUGGAUUGUGGCGAUGAACAAGAUGGACAAGCAGGGUGCUGACCCGGAGAGAGUGAAACAGCAGUUUGCAGAUCUAGGUGUCCUCAGUGACGACGCUGGAGGAGACGUUCCGUUCAUCCCCAUCAGCGCCAAGUCAGGAGAAGGCUUGGACCAGCUUGAGGCAGCUCUCACUCUCUUACAAGAAGACAUGCCGCACUUGUAUGGGCGGGGUCCUCCUACACAAGGUAGCGGCCCCACCAAUGCCCGGUCAGCUAGAGGCUACGUGCUCGAAUCCCGCGUAGACAAACAGAAAGGGAGAUGCAUUCAGGUGAUUGUACGGAGUGGCUGGCUCGAACCUGGGAAAUGGGUGGUAAUUGGUCGCAACGCUGGGCGAGUCAAGAAGAUCUGGCGAAGCGGUGAACAGGUCGAGCUCACAAUGGCGGGCCCGAAUGAGGCAGUAGAGAUUACGGGCCUUGGCGACUUGCAGGCGUCGGCUGGCCAAGCAUUAGUCCAGGCUACAAGUGCGCAGCAAGCGGCCAAGUUGGCUGGAAUGGUUGAGAGGCUGGAUCUGAGAAGACAAAUGCGGCGGGCUGCAGCAAGCACUGCAGAAGCCACAAAGUUCGCUGUUGAGGAUCUGGCUUUGAAAACAGCCUCGACCCUUAGAAGAAAGCAGCGAAAACUGCUGAAGUACAAACAGGCUGUCCAAGACGUCAAAACAGGUGGCGAAACAGUAGAUGAGGACGCCGAAGAGGAUGAUAUGGAAGACUUGAUCACUACCAGGCACGCUGUCGUCGAGGGCAUUCCGCAGAUUGGCUUUGUCAUCAAAGCAGCUGACCAGGGCAGCUUGGAAGCAAUCCUGCAGUGGAUCGACACCUUUAACGAAACUGUUAAGACGGCAGAACGCCUGCCUGACGCAGUCAGAGGAGCUUUGAAAACCGCUGCUGCCGAUAGGCUGCGUGCGUUGGCAGAUCAGCGCAGGGCCGUCGACUUGACUGAGGAAGUGGAAUCGGAAGAGCAGCCGUCAGAAGCACUUGAUGAAAGUGAACGCUCUCUGGUCUCCAGGUGGCUGCCGUUGUGCGUGCUUCACUGCGGAGUGGGGCCCAUCAGUCUUUCAGACGUGAACAAGGCGUCACUGACGAAUUCCUUCAUCCUCGGAUUUGGCGUGUCUACUUUGGACAACAUCGACCAGGUGGUUCACGAGAAAGGCCUGACAGUGCGGAACCAGAACAUCAUAUAUCGGCUCUUUGAGGAUAUUGAGGCUAUGUACGAGUACCACUUCGGCUCAGAAUUCGUCUACAACCAGGUUGGCCGCGCCGUGGUUUCCCGAGUGGCUACGUUCACGCUAAAGCGAAGCAAAGGCGGCGUUCAAACAGUUGUCGGCGUGGACGUCAAGGAAGGAACCCCCUCUACUCAACACUUUUACACUGUGAUUAGAGAUGGUCUUCUUGUUGCUGAGAAUCUUCAAGUCAAAUCCAUGCAGAAAAACCGACAGGAUGUCACAUCGCUGCAAAAAGGCAGCCGGCUGGGGGCUAUUAUUUUCGACUCUGAUUUCGACGAUUUUGAAGAACGUGAUACAAUAUUGGUUUUUGAGAGAAGUCAGCGACUUCCUCCAGAGUUCAUCACAUCGCGACGUUAUAUCGACUCCGCGUAA